AUGAUGUUCAAUAGCUCAGGGGUGCGCUCCAGCAGACGUAGGUUAUUAGAUGGUGUUGCUGUAUCUAUCCUCAGAUACGGCGGCCCAGCUUGGGCAUCGGCGCUUAACGUCGAUUGGAACCUUCAGAAACUGGAGAGCACACAAAGGUUGAUGUGUCUCAAAGUGAUAAGUGCCUACCGCACGGUAUCACGAGACGCAGCCUGUGUGAUGGCGGGGAUGCUAGUCGUACGGGAAGACGAGGAGAGUUUAGAUAUGCGCGGAACCAGAGGAGCCCGUAAAGCCAUCAAAGUCACCUCGACUAUCAAGUGGCAACGGGAUUGGGAUAACUUUUCUAAGGGUAGGUGGACCUAUCGGCUGAUACUGAGCGUAUCGAGAUGA
Molecule: messenger RNA, 378 nt
Organism: Armigeres subalbatus
Lineage: Eukaryota; Metazoa; Arthropoda; Insecta; Diptera; Culicidae
Exons: 1
Coding region: 1-378 (125 amino acids)
Source: RefSeq, a predicted model, not a curated record